Messenger RNA from Solea solea (common sole), 3941 nucleotides. Its product is annotated as KIAA2013 ortholog. Bases 390 to 2276 code for a protein of 628 amino acids. The record is from RefSeq and is a predicted model, not a curated record. Lineage: Eukaryota; Metazoa; Chordata; Actinopteri; Pleuronectiformes; Soleidae. The transcript has 3 exons.
UUGUGACAAACCAGAAGUGUCAACCGCUGGCUGCAGCUCCUGGGGACACGGGUGUUUUUUGUUGCAGUACCCGGAGAAAACAAACACCAAACGACACGGACAUGUGACACCGUAAAGACCGUCACACUCCGCCGGCGAAGGAUACGACGGUGACCACGAUGCGGGGAAGAACGACCGCUUUCAGGCAGCUUUCGUUCGCGGCCCUAGCCACCGAGCUAAGCUAACUCACCCGGAAGCUGGUUAUCAAAGCUUGUUCUUGUGGCUUUACGCCCGAGGGAACAUGAUUUGAGAGUUUGUUGAAUUCAAUGUGACGUGUAUGGACUUUGAUCCUGAGCAGCGUGGGUACAGUGUUGACUCGCGGACCUGGGUUUCUCUGACCUGAAAAUAAAAUGUGGCUCCAGCAGAGACUGAAGGGGCUGCCGGGCUUGUUGUCGAGCAGCUGGGCGAGAAGGCUCACCAUAGGUAUGCUGCUCUUCCUCAUCUUCUACUGGUACCUGGGGGCGGAGCGCAGGUGGACGCUCUUCAGCAACUCGGCCAUGGCCGGCGGGGCAGCGGGACAGUGUCUGCAGGCUGAAAUCCACAGGUGGAAGUCCCUGGUGGAGCGAGGAGAGGGGAUCUACAGGACACCUCAGGAACAGCUAGUCACACCUUUUGUAUCAGGUAAUGGUCACAUUCUGCUUGACAUUGACUCUAACAAACUGUGGGUGGCCUCGUCUUCGCAGCCUGGCAUGGCCCCGGUCCACCAGACUGAGUUUUCCCCAAGAGUCGGUGUGCAUCCGGAGGGGAAUCGAGCCGAGGCCCAGGCCAGCAUCCUGUUGUUCAGGAAAGGAUCGGUGCUGUCAGUCCGCUGUGUACUGCAGUCAGCCCAGGACUGUGUCACCAUCAGAGAGGAGUUCAUGGCACACAGGAGCAGACCCAACGUCUACCUGCAGCGAAUCCACAUCAACAACCCGUCUGACAGAGUCGCCUCGCUGGACGUUUCUUCUGACAAUCCCUCCUUCGGUAGCAAGUUCUCCACCACUGUGGAGAAACUGGAGGACACAGACAUACUGCUGUCCGCCGGCAGAGUGCCUGUGGAGAGUAAUCGCAUAGUGCUGGUGGUGGUGGUCACCAAAAAGGUGAGCAGCAGGAUUCAGGUCAGUGCUAAGUCAGAGUACACAGACAACAUCCUGUCAGUGGUGUGGACCUCACAGCCCAUCGAUUCCUCCAAGCUGGAGGAGACCUUCAGUUCCCUCAGAGAAGGAGCCAAAAAGGAAAUGGGGGAGCUGCUAGGCACCAGUGUGGAUGAUCUGGUGGCAGAUCACCAGCAGGCCUGGAUGGAUCUCUUUAUUUCAGGUGUUGAAAUGAGGAAGAUCACAGACUCCCACACACCAUCGAGCCGCACAGUCAACACCACCCUCUACUACAUCCUCUCCUCCUCCACUGCUCCCCUUCUGGACCACAGGCUGGUCAGCGAGGAGCGCGCACGCCUCGAGUCCAGCCUCAACUACGCUGACCACUGCUUCAGCGGCCACGCCACCAUGCACGCAGAGAACCUGUGGCCCGAGCGCGUGAGCAGCACCGCGCAGAUCCUGCAGCUCGUCACGCUGUGGACCCUGACUCUGCAGAAGAGAGGCUGCAAGGUGCUGGUGGCGGCAGGGGCCCACGGAGCCAUGCAGGGCAUGGUGCUCAGCUUUGGCGGCCUCCAGUUCACGGAAAACCACCUUCAGUUCCAGGCUGACCCGGACGUGCUGCACAACAGCUAUGCCCUGAGAGGGAUCCACUACAACCAGGACCUCAUCAACCUGGCCGUGCUGCUGGACAUGGACGGGAAGCCGUUUCUUCACGUGUCGGUGAAGCAGCAGGAGCAGCCAGUGAAGCUGUACGCCUGCGAGGCCGGCUGCCUCAACGAGCCCGUGGAGCUGACAUCCGAGAUCAAAGGUCAUACCUUCCCUGUGAUGGUGACUCAGCCGAUCACCCCGCUGCUCUAUAUCUCCACAGACCUGCGUCACCUGCAGGACCUGCGCCACACGCUGCACCUUAAGGCCAUCCUGGCCCACGAGGAGCACAUGGCGAACAGAUACCCAGGCCUGCCCUUCCUCUUCUGGUUCAGCGUGGCCUCGCUUAUAACGCUCUUCCACCUUUUCCUCUUCAAGGUCAUAUACAACGAGUACUGUGGCCCCGGCGCCAAGCCCCUCUUCAGGAGCAAGCAGGUUGCCAGCAAAAGUGAGGAUGCCUGCUGCGACACCAGUGACACUGCUUGCACACAGUCAACGUGCAGCGGUGGUUCUGCUUGAGCUUUUGGCAGCUUGAUGGCAGAUGGUAGCAUGGGUGUGCUGGUGUUCAGUGAGAGGUCACAGUCAGGCGUUGUUGUCGGCUGUCGACAUGUCACAGCUUUUAAUAAUGAGUGACAUCUGCUGGUGAGAAGCAGCACGGGGCAGGAGGUUAUCGCUGCCCGCCGACAGCCCAGACUGUAAGUACUUAAAGCUCCAGUGCAUAACUUCUUAAUCACACGCCACUCAGGCACAGCUGUCUCACUUUACUCACGCUAUAUUGCUCUUGUGAUUCUGCCGCCUUGCUUCCGUCAGUCGCAAGGGAAAAACAGACCACUUCCUGUGUGCAGUGCUUGGGAUUUUUAUACUCUACAUCUUAUUGGGAAACACCGAGCUGUGUGAAGGUGACAUUAUGUGGCUGGAAUGUAUAUUUAAAAGUUUUUGCACUACAGCUACUUUAUGUUUUUGUUCCUCGGGGUCUUAUGUGAUUCUAGGUUUAAAAAGACACGUGUCCACACUUGAGCUGGGGACACACGACUACACAGUCGUCACUGUAGACAGUGGUUUCCUCGGACGACUUAAAGACUGAAAGACAUCAAUUUUAGGAAAAUUAUCCUCAAAAAUUGGGUCAGUGGAGGUACUCAGCUCACAGCACAACCAAUUUUUCUCUGCUGGACUUGAAGCUGCAGUCGGCAGGAUCACAAGAGAUAUAGUUGCUUUUUUGGGUCUCAUAUUUUGGAACGGAGGCUUUGUGAAACUGAGCUGCACUGUGAUUAAUCAAACUACCGUCAACAGGACAGACUUCUUCCAAGGGUGUAAACAGGAGGAGAUGAGAUCACUUGAAUGAACAUAAUGCUGAAAGCUUAUUUUGAAAUGAUCGAUAAAUACCGCAAAAAAACAAACACGCUGAAUCUGUUCAAAUACUUACUUUAAAACUAAGCGCACUGAGUUUGAAAUUACAUUUCACAUUUAAGAAACUGUAAUGCUUCAUAAAAAUAAGGAAAAAGGAAUUUUUUUAUUUAUUAGAAUGGCUGCACAGAGGAGGUUUAUUAUACUGAGUUAAAGCUGCUGUUAGUGACGUCGUCUGUUGGCGAACUCCCCACCCUCCCUCAUUCCGUUAUCUCAUGAACACAUUUGAAAAGGGGAGGGGCCUUUUAUUUACUGACUGACAGCAGAGACGACCGCCUCUCUGUGGAGUCCUGGCUCCUGAUUGGAUAAAGUGUUGUGUCCUAUAUUGACUGUCGGACUCCUUAAUUUCUCUGAACAAACACUCCAGCCCAUUGACAGCUGUUACUGUCACUCACUGACUGCAGCUUUAAUUCACCCAGAGAGGUUUUACUACUCAAACUGUACACUGAAAGUAAAUCAUUCAACAUAACCAUGUCACUUUGACACAUGGUGGUGGACGCAGACAUUUCAUCCAAGUUCACUCAUUCACCGGCUGUUAGAAUGAACUCUGACAGAGUAAGUACUCUGACAAUGGAGCUUCCUAGAGUAGAAUAAGGUGGAAAUCAUUCAUGUUUUUUGUUUUUUUCCUCCUCUUUGUGACUCAAUCCAAUCUCUAAUAACGUUAUGUGAACUACUGAGUCUGCCUUAAUGAAGAAAUGAAGAAGAUAAUUUAUUGAGCUUAAACGGCCGUGAGCUGUUAUCAGAUUGUACUUGAACGGCUCGGUGUGCACGCGCGUGUGU